AGCCCGAAUCAGCCAAUCCGAGCUGUGGCAGCUCGCACGUGACCCAGAGUGAGUUGGUGCUGUGGCUGGAAGGGAACACAUCGACAUUUACCCAUAAAACAAUUGCAGUUUUCAGAGAGUGGAAGUCCCUCACUGAGCGAUGGCCUCACCCAUCUCUGAGUACCACUCCAGUGCUUUGGACUCUCACAUCUCUAGUACUGGAAGAAAUUCCCUUAAGAUGGAAUUAUUGGCUGAUGUCUCUCUGUUUCCAGGAGAAGAUCGAAUUACAGAUCAAGAGAUCAUUUACAUGUGUCCAUUCAGUGGAGCUGUGAAAGGGAAAGUGUUGAUCACCAACUACAGACUCUACUUCAAGAGCUCAGAUGCUGAAGUACCAGUGGUACUGGAUGUUCCUCUGGGUGUCAUAAGUCGAGUUGAGAAGAUGGGUGGCGCUUCGAGCCGAGGAGAAAACUCAUAUGGAUUGGAUAUCACCUGCAAGGACAUGAGGAAUUUGAGGUUCGCCCUGAAGCAGGAGGGCCAUAGCAGACGAGGAAUCUUUGAUAUGCUCUUCAGAUAUGCCUUCCCUCUUUCACAUGGUUUGGCUCUGUUUGCCUAUCUGAACCAGGAGAAGUUUGCUGAGAAUGGCUGGAACGUCUACAAAGCUAUGGAGGAGUUUAGACGUCAGGGCUUACCAAAUAACAAGUGGCGUUUAACAUUCAUCAAUAAGCGGUAUGAACUGUGUGACACAUACCCAAAUCUCCUUGCAGUCCCUUUCAAAUGUACAGAAGAAGACCUUAGAAAAGUGGCUGCUUUCCGGUCGAGAGGGCGCAUACCGGUUCUGUCAUGGAUCCACCGGGAAAAUCAAGCAGUGAUUGUUCGCUGCAGUCAACCGCUUGUUGGAAUGUCUGGUAAAAGAAAUAAAGAUGAUGAGCGAUAUCUGGACCUGAUCAGAGAGGCAAAUGACACCACAAAAAAGCUCACUAUUUAUGAUGCUCGGCCGAACGUCAACGCAGUUGCCAACAAGGCCACUGGAGGGGGCUAUGAAGGGGAUGAAUACGUAAAUGCUGAGCUUGUCUUUCUGGACAUUCAGAAUAUUCAUGUCAUGAGGGAGUCCCUUAAGAAACUCAAAGAUAUUGUCUACCCAAAUGUGGAGGAAUCUCACUGGCUGUCCAGUCUAGAGUCUACACACUGGUUAGAACACAUCAAGCUGGUGUUGUCAGGGGCCAUCCAAGUGGCAGACAAGGUUUCCAGUGGGAAUUCAGUUCUGGUACAUUGUAGUGAUGGCUGGGAUCGGACUGCACAACUUACCUCACUGGCCAUGCUGAUGCUAGACAGCCACUAUCGCACUCUAAGGGGAUUCCAGGUCCUGAUUGAAAAGGAAUGGAUCAGCUUUGGUCACAAAUUUGCAUCAAGGAUAGGUCACGGUGACAAAAACCAUGCAGACCAGGACAGAUCACCAAUAUUUGUUCAGUUCAUUGACUGUGUGUGGCAGAUGACCAAACAGUUUCCUACAGCCUUUGAGUUCAAUGAGCACCUCCUGCUCUCGAUCUUGGAUCAUCUCUACAACUGUCGCUUUGGGACGUUCCUCUACAACUGUGAGAAUGCACGAGACCAACAUGACCUGAGAUCCAAGACCACGUCUCUGUGGUCUCUGGUCAACAGUAAGAUGGAUCUUUAUUUGAACCCCUUCUACACCCCAGAGUCUGGACAGGUUCUCUACCCCGUGGCAAGCAUGCGCCACCUAGAGUUGUGGGUAAACUACUACAUCCGCUGGAACCCACGUAUAAGACACCAGCAGCAGAGUCCAGUCGAGCAGCGGUACAAGGAGCUUUUGGCCCUCAGAGAAGAAUACUUGAAGAAACUGGAGCAGCUUCAGUUGUCCGACUCCUCUUCUUCCUAUCAGCUUACUAACAGCACCACCCCAAACACCACCUCAUCCACAGCCUCCACACCUUCACAGCAAUACACACACCUACAGACUCCACUCUGAAGGACAUUGUUCACAGACAAAAAGCAGAACUUCUUUUCUAAUUGCACUAUUCAUGUCCUCUUUCAUCGAUGCUCCUCUCUGACUUUCUGUUUUUUUCUAAAUCUCACACACACACACACACUGCACAGUGUCUCAGUUUGUUUUUAAAACAGCCCACCUUUGAAUAACGAAGAAUGCUAAUUAUUUUCAUUUGCACCUAAUAGAAAAGUAGUCAAAUGUUUGAUUUAUGAAAUGUAUCCUAUUAGACUUUUAACAGAAUAUUUUAAAUACACAUUAUACACACGUUACACAGCAAAGCUUUGAAGAAUUUCAAUGUUUGCGGUCUAAGGGCUUGAGAGGACAGGACACACACACACACACACACACACACAGCCUCUGCAGGUCUAAAAUGUCUUAUUUAUCCCAAACCAUCAUUUAUUUUAACAUAACUUAGUUCAUCAGAAGCUUUUAACUACUUGGUUAUGAAUAAUAUAUUAACUGAUAGAGACUAUGAUUAUAUGAGGGAAAUGAUAAGAGACAGUUUAGGGAAACUGUUAUUUGGUAUGUUGAGUGUCCUCAGACCAGCUAACAACAAAGACAACUCGGUGUUGUGAAGGUUCAGCACAUUUUCCUGUUGGUACAGGUCUUGGUAUUUUGGGCUCUCUGAGGUACCACUCCCACUUCUACACUUUCUUUUUAAUCGCCCCAGCUGCUAGUUUGUUGGCAAGUCACAGUAAUCCUAAACAGGUGAUGCAAUUUAGCUAGUUCUUCCUCACCACCAGAGCUAUACAGGAAGUUCAUCCUACACAUGUAUUCCUACACUGUUUGUAUUUUCCUACAGACUUUUCUGAAGUUUUUGUAUUAUUUUGGAGUAAAGGGACUUUCAGGGGUUUUGUUUGGUUCUACGGCUGUCAGCAGAGAGGAAGCUGUUUCUCAUCCUGGUUGUGGUUUUACUGCAGGCCACUGAAUGCAGAAUUAAAGAUUACCCACAAGCACUUUGGAACCUCAGAUGAAAGGGAACUGAUUACAUGUGCUUCACAAGCAAUUUACCAGAAUAGGGAUAUUUGAGCUUCCAUACAGUAAAAUUUGUACUGAUGUCAGAUUUUUCUGGACAGUUGCAGAUGUUUCAGCUUCCAGCAGCUGCACAGGUGAUAAUUAUGUUUAAGCUCCCUGUUUUAGGGCCAUGGGCUUUGUCUGAAAAAGACUGUACCUAGCUCAGCUCUGCACUCAGAGCAGAAUCAGAAAUAAUUAAGCUCUGUGAGCGCAGCGGUUACACAGUUUAUUUUCUGAUUUACAGACAUAUAUUGGUGGCCCUUGGCUCUGGACAAUCUUGUAUAGUUUUCUAAAUGAAAGAUCUAGCCCUGACCCUUUACCAUGUCAGUAAUGUUUGAAGCAGCCAAGCUUCAGUGUUGGAGCAGAAAAGAAACAGAUUUGAUUGAAAACUGUAAAAUUCUGUUUUCAUAAAUCAUGUUUUUUUUCCUUCAUCAAAUGUGUACAUUUAACUGGAAAUAAUUUUACACGAUCAUUAAAAUGAAGUAAUUUAUUUUAAUACUUUCCAAUUAAUCACCUAAUAUUGUUAGAGAUGACUUGUGUGUUUUUUAUUAGUGGCUUCUGGUUAUCCUAUGAUGUUUGCUAGUCAGGUAUUUAUUUCCAACAACUAUUGAGCAAUAACAUGCUUACCCCUUUCCUCUGUCGAAGCCCAAUGAAAUAUGUGCAGAUGAUCUUUUGGACAUUGUAUAUGGAAAGUAUUCACAGCGCUUUAGUUUUUGAACGUUUUAUUACAUUGCAGCCUUAUUCCAAAAUUGAUUCAGUUAUUUUUCUCUUAAAGUUCUACACAGAAAACCCCAUAAUGACAGAGUGAAAGAAAAAUAAAUCCAUUCAUCCAUCUAUUGGAUGUGCCCGCUUGUCCUUGCAAGGUUUCAUGGGAGGGCGGAGGGGGUUGGGGUCUGGUGCCUGUCUUCAGUGGUUAUUGGGUGAAAGGACUAGUAAAAUUGCCUUUAGGUGUGAUCGGUGUGUAAGGGAAAAAAAGUGUUUAAUUUUGUUUUGUCAGAUUGAUUAAAAAUAAAAAACUAAAACAAUUACAUAUACAAGUAUUUACAGCCUUUGGUGUGAAACCUAAACCCAAGGUCAGUCGCAUCCUGUUCACAUCAGAGCAAUGACCCAGAAAUGUCAUUGCUCUGAUGUUUCUGCAGCUUGAUUGGACUCCAUGUGUGCUAACGUCAGUUGAUUGAAUGGGAUUUCGAAUGGAACACACUAGGCUCCAUGUCUCAUCGUUGAUUAUUCAUAUUGGUGCAUAAACCAAGCAAUACAGUCAAAGGAACUGUCUGUAGACCUCUGAGACCAGAUUGUAUCAAAGCACACAUUUAAUGAAGGAUACAAAAACUCAGCUGCUUUUGAACAUCCCAAAAAGGUCUGUGGUCUUGAUUAUUUGGAAGUGGAAGUUUGCAACCGCCAGUAACCUUCCCUAGAUCUGACUGCCCGACCUCACUGAGUACUUGGGGGAGAAGGGCCUUGGUAAGGAAAUUAACCAAGAACACCCAGUAGUCACCAAGGCAGGGCGUCAGUAUUCCCAUGUUGAAAAAAACAUCCAGAAGGUCAGACGUUGCUAAUGUAUUCUACUAGACAAGCCUGAUAGAGUGGCCAUAUUGACCUGGUUGCAUUUUGCAGAAAUGCGCCUUAGACAUCAUCAGACCAAUUGAAACAAAAUGAUCUGGUCUGAUGAGCACAGUUCCAACAGUGUUUUUCUCCUGGAACUGGGUGUUUAGUCCGCAUAGAGACAGCAGCCAGAUAUAAAGAAAUUCAGAGUUCUCCGGACCUCAGAAUAAGGCAAAUAUUGAUCUUCCAACACGAGUGACCUGAAGCUCACAUUCAAAAUGACAAAGGAAGGACUUCAGUCUCUAAUGGCCGUUUUUCAUUCUUGCCUCCGUUCCGCUCGAUCUCACUCCACACGAAAGCUGUUGUUUCCAAUGAUUCACUGACAGCUUGAGUUAUGGCAGGAAGCCCCGCCUCCAACCAUCAGCGCUGUACUAUUAUUUAACCCUUACUGUCUUAUGGUUCGGUGUGAACCUAUCACACUUGAGACAAGUUUGAAGUACAAACGAAAUCCGUGGCUUGUCAUUCUGUCCUCUACCUCAGUGAACACUUUCUCAUGCCACUGACAUACGGCUCAACACGCUCACAGCCAAUCAGUGAACAGCACUCUCAUUUCAACCCGGAGCAAAUACCGAAAAACCCAGUACUGGGCCAGAAAAGCUAGUAAUGGAAACGGUGACAAAAUGGGCUGAGUGGAGUGGAGCCGGCCAGAGUAGAGCCCAUGAAAAAGAGCAGAAAUGUAUUUAAUUGUCUCAGCCAGAGCUUGGAUUUAAGUCCAUUUGGAAAGAUCUAAAAAUAAAUAGCUGCCUAAUAAUGCUAACCAAUGGGAUAAUGUACCUCAAAGCAGCUGUGCCACGCUUGUUGAAACAAGCUGACUUGAGGCUGUGAUUGAAAAGUUAAUGACACCAUCCCAUCACCUGUCCACUGUCACCACCUGGACGGCUUUCUGUAGUCAUUAACCCGCCGGGUUUACUUGUAGAACUCUUUUUACCCAUCUGAAUAAUAAACUGAACAUGACUGCAACUAGGAUCGAAUUGGAAUGUAAUGGACUUUGAAUUGAUUUGUAUAAUUGGAUUGGAUGUACUAUAUAUUUCUCUGUAUAAAUUGCAUCAUUUUUUUUUUUGUUUUGUAAAGUGCCUUGAGACAUUUGUUAUAAAUUGGCGCGAUGUAAAUAAACUGAACUGAUUGCAUUCAAAA
Girardinichthys multiradiatus is the source of this 5734-nucleotide messenger RNA. RefSeq names its product myotubularin 1 (gene mtm1). Gene Ontology annotation, molecular function: phosphatidylinositol-3,5-bisphosphate 3-phosphatase activity. Gene Ontology annotation, biological process: dephosphorylation; negative regulation of autophagosome assembly; muscle cell cellular homeostasis. Bases 140 to 1966 code for a protein of 608 amino acids. NCBI's taxonomy places the organism in Eukaryota, Metazoa, Chordata, Actinopteri, Cyprinodontiformes, Goodeidae. The transcript is spliced from 16 exons. Gene Ontology annotation, cellular component: plasma membrane. The record is from RefSeq and is a predicted model, not a curated record.